This is a messenger RNA of Pieris macdunnoughi, 381 nucleotides long. The record is from the annotation of a GenBank genome assembly. NCBI's taxonomy places the organism in Eukaryota, Metazoa, Arthropoda, Insecta, Lepidoptera, Pieridae.
AUGGAUCCAAAAUAUUAUGUGUACAUAAUUCUUCUACUACAUAGCGCCUUCAACCCUAUCGAAGCGGAAACGGAAACAUACCGAAUGACGGAUCACGUUUUCACCUGUAGCAAAUGGCUUUCAUCAGUUAUUGAAAACCUUUGCAAUAACGUCUACAGAAUUGUUAAGAGAGACACUUCGUUAUUAAUGGAGAAACUGACACCUCGCGAUAUUCAGAAGAGUGUGAAUAGACGUCGGUUUCUAGCUGAAGAGAAAUGGCGUCGCUUGCGUAGGCAAGUCGCGACUGAGUGCUGUGUGGAGGCAUGUACGAUCAGCAACAUCAUUUUGUACUGCCCCGAGAACUCCAAAGUCAUUAAAGAAAACCCCCAUAUCUUUGGUUAA